AUGAGUGAAACGGAGGAAACACGAGCGUCAUCGCCUGUCUCGCUGCGGCCGGCACCAUCUUCUCGUAUUCGUGUGCACAACGCCGCUCUUUACACACAAUUAAUGGACGCCGCCGACUGGAGCCGCACCAUUGCCCGGGAACAACAAUUACAGCAGCAGCAACAACAACAACUAUUACAUUCCCUACCACCACCACCUCCUCCCACCGCAUCCUCCAAACAACACCGUUCUUUACAUGCAAGUAGACGUCGUGUUGGCACAGCCUCCGACGCAGCGGCGGAGUUGCGAGAAGAUGAAUUAUUCCGCCGUCGACUCGACACAUUUAUGCAGCAACAGCAGCGACUGCUCGCGAACUGUGCGGCGGUGACGGCGAGCACAUCUCGCGCGGCCCAUCGCUCGGCGGUGGCGGUGCGGCGCUCGUGGGAGUCCACACAACAGCGGCCCGUGCAGAAGUGCAUUGACGCCCAACUGCGCGAUGCGGCCGCGACGCGCCAGCGGGACGCCGUGCGGCACGAGUUGUUGGAUUUAUUUCUCAACGCCGCCAACCGCGCGGCGGCGAACGGCACCUUCGAGCCGCAUUUGCAGCCGGAGGAAAAAGUGGUGGAGGCGCAACUGCAGCGGGACGCCGCCCUUCUGUACCCCGCACCGCCGCCGCGGGAAACGACAGUCGACGCCCACCGCCGCGAGGCGAGUGAAGUGCGCCGCGCCUACACACAACUCGCCCGCGACUAUCGCGAACUGCAGCGGGAGUCCACCACAGGCGUGUUGGCAGCGCGGGUGGGGCGGGAAACACGACUGCCAUCGCCGCUGGGUUUCUCACUCACGCGAACCUCUUCCAUGAACACAGCGGGGCGUAGUCAUUGGAAUGUAAAUAGUUCGGCUCGUGUGGGAAGUGGAACACCAGACACAACACCAUCGGGUUUGGGCAUGUUGGGAUCGGCUGCCCACUCGCAGAAUCGAUGGCGGUAUGCCUCUAUUACCUUCUCUGAUCCUCCACGGGUAACACACACCGCAGAGGCCCCUGCAGGAGGACCCCCAACAUCUACAACGCUGACAGGAAAAGGAAGAGAAAGAAUAUCCGGUAUUUAUACACGUUUUAAAGGAGAAGAGUUAUUGGAAACCACCAAUACUUCUAGUACGAAUACAAUGAAUGACGUGGUAGAUGUGAUGCCACUUUCGUUUCUCCCAGCCCUUCAUGUGGGGGAUGAGGAGGAUGAGGAUACAUUAUCGCAAUGGAUGAAACAACUGCAUGCCCCGCGACCACGUGAGGCGGAUCUUCCUGUGCAAGUUUGGAGUCGUUUUCAAGAGACCAUGUUCGGUCGGGGGACAAGAGAAGAUGGGAGUCUUAAGCCAAGUUGUGAACGGCGUAAGGAAUGUGCAUGGAAACUACGGCACUCGGAUAUUAUGUUUGAUCACUUUGACUUUCCACGUGGCUUGGAAGGACCACUACACACAGGCAAACGUGUGGUAUGA
Trypanosoma theileri is the source of this 1473-nucleotide messenger RNA. RefSeq lists its product as uncharacterized. NCBI's taxonomy places the organism in Eukaryota, Euglenozoa, Kinetoplastea, Trypanosomatida, Trypanosomatidae. The coding region runs from base 1 to 1473 and encodes 490 amino acids. The record is from RefSeq and is a predicted model, not a curated record. The transcript has a single exon.